Molecule: messenger RNA, 627 nt
Organism: Achroia grisella
Lineage: Eukaryota; Metazoa; Arthropoda; Insecta; Lepidoptera; Pyralidae
Exons: 2
Coding region: 1-627 (208 amino acids)
Source: RefSeq, a predicted model, not a curated record
AUGGAAAUGGAGAAAGACAGGUCCUUGGCCUUCCUGGACAUCCUAGUUAUGAUGAGAACUGAUGGCUCGGUUACACAUACAGUAUACCGGAAACCAACACACACAGAUAGAUAUCUACAUGCCUCCUCACAUCAUCACCCGCGACAUUUACAAUCAGUCGUCACUAGUCACACAAACAGAGCGCAAGAUCUCUGUGCCCCUAAAUUUGUGGAACAAGAACUAUCCCACAUUCAAGAAGUACUCAAGAGAAACGGGUACAUAAUGAGUAGAAGGCAAACUAAGCGCGUAACAAAAGCUAAAAAACCUGAAGUGAACAGACAGCCAGCGUACAUGCCUUACUUAAGAGGAAUAACGGACAAAAUUGGAACAGCACUAAAUAAAUACUCCAUUAAAACUGUAUAUUAUCCGCCCUCAAAAGUAACGAACAAUUUACGUUCACCAAAGGAUAAGCUACCUUACGAAGCUCCAGGAGUCUAUAAAAUUGACUGUAGUUGUGGUAGCUUUUAUAUUGGCCAAACAAAACGAUCAAUAGCCGAGAGGUUAAAAAAAGUGCGCAGCGUGUUUGGAUGGGUGCUUUCAUUGAAUCAUAAAGAAAUACCAGUAUCUAACAGCAACUUAGGAGAGUAA